UCUUUCAGCGGGCCGGCAGUGUGAUUAAAGGUCCCCUUUCAGCCAAUCACAAGCCAGCCCCCCACCCUUCCACAUGCACUAUAGGACAUAUAGCUGGCUGUAUAAAGUGUCUUGUCUAGUACACUGACUACACAACAACAGCAGCAGAAAUCAUCACCCUGCUACUGCAAAUUGACGGGCAAAACUGUUUGACCAUGAUGUCCCUGUACUUGGCAGUGUUGGUGCUCUGUAUGAGUGCAGUGUAUGCGGCCCCUAUGUUUGACUCUCAGUUAGAGGGCCACUGGCACUUGUGGAAGAACUGGCACAGCAAGAACUACCAUGACAGGGAGGAGGGAUGGAGGAGGAUGGUUUGGGAAAAGAACCUGAAGAAGAUUGAGAUGCACAACCUGGACCACUCUAUGGGAAAACACUCCUACCGUCUGGGCAUGAACCACUUUGGUGACAUGACCAACGAAGAGUUCGGGCAGCUCAUGAACGGCUACAAGCAGACGACUGAGAGGAAGUACAAGGGCUCUCUGUUCAUGGAACCCAGUUACCUGCAGGCCCCUAAAGCUGUGGACUGGAGAGAGAAGGGCUACGUCACUCCCAUCAAGGACCAGGGCUCAUGUGGGUCUUGCUGGUCGUUCAGUUCCACCGGGGCCAUAGAGGGCCAGGAAUUCAGGAAGACUGGCAAUCUGGUGUCUCUGAGUGAACAGAACCUGGUGGACUGCUCCAGACCCCAGGGCAACGAGGGCUGUAAUGGAGGUCUCAUGGACCUGGCUUUCCAGUAUGUAAAGGACAACGCCGGCCUGGACACAGAGGCGUCCUACCCCUAUGUGGGCAAGGAUGAUAUUUGCCACUACCGACCAGAGUUCAAUGCUGUCAAUGAAACCGGCUUCAUGGACAUCCCCAGUGGCAAGGAGCACGCUCUGAUGAAGGCUGUUGCGUCUGUCGGCCCCGUCGCUGUCGCCAUCGAUGCCAGCCACAACUCCUUCCAGUUCUACCAGUCUGGGAUCUAUUAUGAGGAGAAGUGCAGCAGUGAGCAGCUCGACCAUGGAGUUCUGGUGGUGGGAUACGGUUUCGAAGGAGAGGAUGUAGAUGGCAAGAAAUUCUGGAUUGUCAAGAACAGCUGGAGCGAGAAGUGGGGAGACAAAGGCUACAUCUACAUUGCCAAAGACAGGAAGAACCACUGUGGCAUCGCUACGGCAGCCAGCUACCCACUGGUCUAGUGUUCUGUAAGUUGUCGAACACUAGACCCAGAGUUUUAGUUUUAGAUAUGUUUGACGAACGUUCUGAAAAAAGGGCCAUGACGACUGCAGUGCUGCCUUAACUAAGUCUGUGAAAUGUGUGAGAGAAACCUGCUGCAUGGGUUUUAAAGAAACACUGUUUUAGGGAAAUUAUGAAAUUCUACCUUUUUUGUUUUAUACUUGAUUUUAUGUGUGUUGGCGAGAUUGUAUGUGUGUUUAGUUCUAUUUGAGUUAAGCAUUCCGUUUAUUUGUAACUUUUCUUGAUGAGACCAGCUAGACUACAUUCUCUAGCACAUAACAUGUCAGUUUGUGCUUACUGUUUGUUUACAACACUGUUGUAGACACAGGAUAUAUAUAUAUCCCUGAGGUACAGUUGAUAUACAGUCUAUUUUUAACUGGAGCGUUCUGUGUGGAGCUGAGAGCAACAACCACUGAAUGAUAAGACAUUGAGGAAGACUAGUGCUCUGAAAUGACUGAGUUUGUUUCUGAAAGUGAGGGACAAAAAAAGAACGCUACACCUGGGUUUGUUUCCUCUACUGCUUUUUAUCUACAGCUAGUGUUUGAGUAAAGGCAUUGAAUGAUAAUGCCUAGACAAGAGCCUAGUGAUGCAGAGACUGAUAUGCCUCAGGGUGGUGUUAGGAGUUGUAUAACAUUCUAACACACAUGUAGAUGAGUUCAAAUUGUGUUUAAUAAUGAACUACAUUCAUCAA
Molecule: messenger RNA, 1936 nt
Organism: Salmo salar (Atlantic salmon)
Lineage: Eukaryota; Metazoa; Chordata; Actinopteri; Salmoniformes; Salmonidae
Product: procathepsin L
Biological process (GO): proteolysis
Molecular function (GO): cysteine-type peptidase activity
Source: RefSeq, a predicted model, not a curated record